AUGGGGAUCAGCAACACAGAUAAUACCCUAAUUACCACAGCCUUCCAGCAUCUGUUCUCAACUCUCAGCGCAUGGGAACCAAAUAGCAACUUGCUGCUUGAUAUCAGUGUUCAUUCUCCCAGUGACUCAGAGCACUGGUUCAAAUAUAUAACCUUUGGGCCUCAUAUCCCCUCUGAUGAGUGUGGUUUGAGUCUAUGCACUGAGCAGUCAAUGCUGGUCAAACUUGAUGACCACCAGCAUGGUUGGAUUACUGGGAGUCAAAAUUCCACUCCAUCUAAAGCUGGUAUCCACAAAGUUUUCGAUGAAAUCAUAGGUGAAGGACCAUUUGAUGAUAACAAAAAGGAAGACCAGUGGUGGCAGCAACUACCAUUAGUCCCAGCAGCAACAGGUGUGCUCCUACGUCAACAGAACCGCCGACGGUGGAAGCCAACUGCAUUAGCACAGAUGUUUGCCCGUCUUCCCAGACUUCAGGAGAUUUACUACGAGCCUUGGAGAGAAUGGUGUGAUACCCAGCAGGAGUGGACAGAUCAAACUUUCAUGGAUAGUUUUAUGGGUUGCAGUCCAAUUCGCAUCCCGACCUCUGAUAUCAGCUGCGCGGUUGCCAAAGCCAGUCUCAAGCUUGAGUACCUCUCAGCAUCAUUUAUUGUGGAUGCCAGCUAUUUCUUCUAUGCCUGUGAACCUCAUUGGAAGUGGCCCAGCAUGACUUUACUUACGCUGACUUCUCAACUGCUCACACCUGAUGAGAGCCCAAUUGAGAUUGAUAACAUGCUCCGGCAUGACGGAUGGCACAGCGCCUGUCUACUGUCGCCGGCAUGGCGGGUGGUCGUCUACCAUGACUGGCUUGAUAACCCAACUACACUCUUCGACCAAAAGCCAAGAUUCGAUUCUAUUCCCGAGUUUCUGGAUUGUCCUCUCAAAGCGCUUUCAGUGAACUUAUUCCAUCUAUUACGCCAAUAUAUGCCACUGCAGGCACAAAAUGACUGUCCCAACGCUGUAUUUGAAACAACGCAGCUCUUGCUAGAUGGAGAACAAUAUGAACGCGUUCCAGCUACGCCACUCACUAGUCCUGUUGCUAUCGUCUACAUCCCUGAUACUCAUAACACUCAAAUCAGCGUUCCAGAUGGACACAUCCUGAUCCAUCUUGGUGAUCUGACGAAAUCGGGAUCUUUCAAGGAAAUUGAGGCACCACUCACUUGGCUAUGCGCCGAGCCUCACCCCACCAAAAUCUUCAUUGCUGGUUAUCAUAGCUAUUACUUGAUUCAGGAUGGGAUGACUCAUCAGGCCGGGCAGCCUCUGAGCGAGCCCAGCUCGACAGGGGCGACAUCAUCUACCUAG
Molecule: messenger RNA, 1335 nt
Organism: Penicillium canescens
Lineage: Eukaryota; Fungi; Ascomycota; Eurotiomycetes; Eurotiales; Aspergillaceae
Exons: 4
Coding region: 1-1335 (444 amino acids)
Source: RefSeq, a predicted model, not a curated record